AAUGUCAAAACGCGUUGUUUUAGCCCUUAAGACACGCCAUGACCUGAACUACCAUUGAAUCCAAUGAUAAUCACUUCAUUUGAUUCAGACAUGAAUUCGUCGCUAAUCCUAUCAGAAGUGGUGAUUAAACAUCGAAACCAAUCGGUCUGUACUGAGAGUCACAGCGAUUCCAACGAUGAGAUUGUGGUCACCAUUGAGAAUGUGGUGCCGAUGGAAACCACCGAAGACACGUUGUCUGUUGAUGAGUAUCAACUGAUGAGGUCUUUAGGACUUCCCACUCGUUUCACGUCCAGAGACGCCAACAAGAGGUCGAAGAGAUCUCAACAAAAGACCAAAACUGUUGCCAAACAGAAGAAGUUUUACGAAGACAUCGACGCC
This is a messenger RNA of Medioppia subpectinata, 378 nucleotides long. The record is from the annotation of a GenBank genome assembly. NCBI's taxonomy places the organism in Eukaryota, Metazoa, Arthropoda, Arachnida, Sarcoptiformes, Oppiidae.